This is a messenger RNA of Octodon degus (degu), 1633 nucleotides long. It is a transcript of the gene Rnls, whose product is annotated as renalase, FAD dependent amine oxidase. Gene Ontology annotation, cellular component: extracellular region. The record is from RefSeq and is a predicted model, not a curated record. Gene Ontology annotation, molecular function: oxidoreductase activity, acting on NAD(P)H. NCBI's taxonomy places the organism in Eukaryota, Metazoa, Chordata, Mammalia, Rodentia, Octodontidae. The transcript is spliced from 7 exons. The coding region runs from base 60 to 1331 and encodes 423 amino acids.
ACCCUGGGGACGCGGCGCCCACGCUGGGCCCCAGCCUGCCUGGAGGUCCGGCCUCGCCUAUGCUCGGCCAGCGCUGCGGCGCCCGGUUCUCCAAGGGACGUGAACUCCGCACGCGCGGAAGCUCCGCUCCUGGCGCCUCUCGCGCCCCCUGGUGGCCGCCGGCGGGACCGCCCAGGGCCCGUCCUCCGACCGCGCGGCGCAGGCUCACGCGACCUCCAAGUCUCAGGCCCCAGGCCCCAGGCCCCAGGCCGGCGGCUCCAGCGCGGACACCGGCGCGAGUCGCGGCUCCCUCCGCCAUGAAGCGGGGGCUCAUCGUGGGCGCCGGGCUGACAGGAAGUCUGUGCGCCGCGCUGCUGAGAAAGGAGGUGUCCGGCCCUCUCUACCUCGCCGUGUGGGACAUGGCGGGGCAGCCAGGGGGGAGAAUGAGCACGGCCCGCUGCCCUCAGGACCCGCGCUGCACCGCCGACUUGGGCGCCCAGUACGUGACCCGCACGCCUCAGUACGCCACAAGACACCAAACUUUUUAUGAUGAACUGUUAGCUCAUGGUAUUUUGAAGCCUCUGGUCUCUCCUAUUGAAGGAAUGGUAAUGAAAGAAGGAGACUGUAACUUUGUGGCCCCUCAAGGAAUUUCUUCAGUUGUUAAGCACUACCUGAAACAAUCAGGUGCAGAAGUCUCCUUCAGACAUUGUGUGACUCAGAUCAACCUGAGAAAUGGCAAAUGGGAAGUCUUCAAGGAAACGGGCUCCCCGGAGCAGUUUGAUUUUGUUGUUCUCACAAUGCCAGUUCCUCAGAUUCUGCAGCUUCAAGGGGACUUUGUAAACUUAAUUAGUGAAUACCAAAGACAGCAACUGGAGUCUGUGAGCUACUCCUCUCGCUAUGCUCUGGGCCUCUUUUAUGAAGCUGGCAUGAAGAUUGAUGUCCCUUGGGCUGGGCAGUACAUCACCAGUAAUCCCUGCAUACGCUUCGUCUCCAUUGAUAAUAAGAAGCGCAAUAUAGAGUCUUCAGAAAUCGGGCCUUCCCUGGUGGUUCAUACCACAGUACCAUUUGGAGUGACAUACUUGGAACACAGCAUUGAGCAUGUACAGGAGUUAAUCCUUCAGCAGUUGGAAAACAUUUUACCAGGUUUGCCUCCACCAGUUGCUACCACAUGCUACAAAUGGAGACAUUCACAGGUCACAAGUGGUACAACCAGCUGCUCUGGCCAGAUGACUCUUCACCGCAAACCUUUUCUCGUGUGUGGAGGGGAUGGAUUCGCUCAGUCCAACUUUGAUGGCUGUAUCACUUCUGCCCUAUGCCUUCUGGAAGCUUUAAGGAAUCAUAUUUAUACCUGAAUUCUUAUUUUUCACAUUUGCUUUUGAUUCAAAUUUUUCUGUUACUGAUUGUUUUAUUUUCUAGUUUGUUGAGAGAAAUUACUGGAAAAGUUGUUCAUCUGUCAUCUUUAAUAUGGAGAAUAAAAUCAAUCUUAUAAUUUGAUAGUUAAACUCCACAUAAGAAUAAAAAUUUCUUUCACCUUGUCCCUUUCCUUGCUUUUCUGAAUUGCCAGUCUUUAUUGGAGAAAAAGUAGUGUGAACAAUAAGAAAUAGGCUGCCCCAAAAAUUAAAUUAAAAUCAAAAGCAGCAGUUCAUUAUUUAUC